This is a messenger RNA of Haliotis rubra (blacklip abalone), 2414 nucleotides long. RefSeq names its product activating transcription factor 3-like. Gene Ontology annotation, cellular component: nucleus. The coding region runs from base 212 to 889 and encodes 225 amino acids. NCBI's taxonomy places the organism in Eukaryota, Metazoa, Mollusca, Gastropoda, Lepetellida, Haliotidae. The record is from RefSeq and is a predicted model, not a curated record. Gene Ontology annotation, biological process: regulation of transcription by RNA polymerase II. Gene Ontology annotation, molecular function: DNA-binding transcription factor activity, RNA polymerase II-specific; RNA polymerase II cis-regulatory region sequence-specific DNA binding. The transcript has 4 exons.
GUGCUGUAAAUAGCAGCGUGUUCCCCGAGUAUAAAACCGCAGGCCGCGUCGGCUGGUGUCUAGAUUAUACUCUUAUCCUCGUCCUGUAGCGCAUGUCAGCUGUAUUUUAUUCAAUUUCCUCCAUCGUUGUUCUUUCCUUAACAACUGGACUGAAUUUACUGUGCUUUCUGUACACGUUUAACACCAGCGAAUGUUCUAGAAAAUAACAGUUAUGAGGGAAACAUUGGCGUUUGAGCUGCUGACAUCCAUCAUGAACGACGACUGGCGAGCUGAUUCUCCCAUUCCCUCCACCUCCAACGACACCGUUGAAUCCAUCGUCAGCUUCGGCCAUGAGGAGCUGAGACUUGACACCAGCGAAGUGACCAUCGACCCCAGCUAUGAAGAGACGUUACAGAGCUUAUACAGUGAAGACGACUCCCAGUCUGACCCUUUGUGGAACCCGAACUCAACAUCCGACGCCAGCUCAACAUUUGGGGGAGAUAACUCUCUGGACUUCCUGUCACAGGACAGUUUCCUGGAUGCGUCUGUUACUGAUGUUGUCAAGGGGUCGUUGAAGUCUCGUAUUCAUGCCAAACGACUUGCAUCAGGUCAAGAGGAGAUCAUUGUAGACUUGGAAAGACCAACCUCUCCAAAAGAACCGCUGACAGAAGAGGCACUACAGCUGCACCUGGAGCGGAAGGAGAAAAAUAGGGUGGCUGCGCAGAAGUGUCGGAACAAGAAACGGGAGCGCGCAGAUCAUCUGGAAAAUGACAUUAACCGCCUGGAGAACAAACAGGACCACCUGAAGGAAGAGAUUCAGCGUCUGCAGGACGAGAGAGAACAUUUGGAAGAAGUCAUCAACAUCCACAGUGUCGUCUGCCCAAAGAUCAGGAAGAUCUCCGACUCCUAAGACUCUGAAGGUCAAGGUCAUGAACAUUUUCAGGCAGUGUCUGAUCUAACCUUGUCCCCAACAAGGCGACAUGAACUAUAGCUCAACUGGCAGCACAUCUGUGACGCUAGAAACUAUAUGACGACUCGUAUCUAUGAUAGUUUGUAGUUACCAGGUAACAAGGAAGACAGAAGAUUGCGUAUUCCAUAGAAGGAACAUUUGGUGGCGAGGUGUCUCUUCUGUGGCUACAGGGGCAUAGUCUGCCUUGUAAUGGUUGUCACUGGAGACACUAACAGAACUAACAUGGUGUUUAGUACAAUAGACGGGUACUCGCCUUGUAUUGAUGGUUAUAUAUACACCCCUGUGUAUUUGACAAGCCAGUAAACAGUACUUAACAGGGUUUAGACGAUACGCCAAGUACCCAGUACUCUGAGGGGCAUUAUAGACUGAGGCAUGCGUUUAUGUAAUCUAUGUGUCUAGUUUUAGGGUUAAAUGCAUGGGGACAUAUUGGAUUGAAGAUAUGGAUUCUGGAUUAAUGGCAUAGUCAAUUCUGGAUAAAAGACAGUUCAUAGGAAUACUGGAUUACAGACAAGAUAUAAUUAAAGUUAAAGUGUAGAGGAAUAUAGAAGUGGUUUUAUAUUCGUUAAAGGUUUAGGAGUUCUGGAUGAGAGUCAUCAGGUAGAAUUACUUCACAAGAUGCAAAAGACAAAAGUCAUUCAGUUGUGUUGCGCCAGUUGCAAUAGUCUGAGAAACAGGUUCAAAAAGAAAUAUGAAGGAAGCCAUUUAAGACCUUCAAGCCUUGUGUAGCCCAUGUCUUAAUUAGGAGUUAUUAAUAUUUUAUAUCUUUGUUGAUUGAGCGCUCAACUAUUACUUCAGUGAAGGUCUUCAUGAACGAAGUAGUGCCUUACUCUGGAAGAGGCAGACCGACAGUUGACCUAUGCAAGAUUGUGGUGCCAUGUUUUUGGUAUUUGUUUUUGUAUUUUGUGAAACUAGUGUCAGCUGUAACCAAGAAUUUAAUAGCAUAUACCCGUACUCGAUCUGUGUAAGACUUGCCAACUGUUUUAUCAUCAUCAUUCAUCUUAUUUCCAUUUGAGAAAGAAAUCGUAGUUUUUUUACCCUUUGAAACAUUCGUCGGAAUCUCUGGGUAAUACUCCCUACAAGUGCCGGCCCUGCUGUCCGGAGAUGGGGACGAGGGUGGUAUGUCGUCAUUACCCGACCCCCGACCCUCGAACCACCCGACAGGUUGAGAACGUGAACGAGAUUGAGCGAAUCAGUGUGUUUGAAGAAUCGCGUGGUACGUGACAAGAAUGACUCCAUGGCUGUUACGACGGUGUCAGAACUUGAAAGAUUUAAGAACGAAGAAGAGUAGGCUCAAAUAGACUAUGAAAGAUGUGAGAUCGACGGUUGUAUUUUUUCUAUUUAUGAAUGUAUGUUAAGAUGGCUUCUCUGUCUGAGCGUGGUGUCACGUAGGUUGAAUAUGAACGGUGUUAUCAUUGUGUUGAUGUUGUUAUAUGUUUGUUUUAAAAAUAUAAAAUUGUUUCUAUUA